GAGCUAUUCUGGCGGCUACUCAGUAUUCCAAAAUGGGUCUAAUGCUGUGCAACCGUCCAAAUAGUAGUGGGCAUGUACUAGCUAACAAUCAUCGCAAUGUAAUGCGGCCCCUUGGCUGCAAAAGUGCGGGACAAGACUAUCUGUGAAUAUGCCCGUUCUCAAGCCUUACACUCGUUCUAACACCAUAUAUAUUCGAAUUAGCUUGACACAAGCUGGCGAAGAACUAUUUAAGAUAAUAAAUCUGCUAUACAGCAUCCAGCACUGGGCAUCUUUGUGUCCUACUUGUACUAAUUCAUGCUCCGAAGAUGUCAGUUAUGAAAUUGAGGAAUGUCGUCAAUAAUCAGUCGGCUUCGAAAGGUAGAUUGAUCAUGGGCAUAGAUAUGGGAACUACCAGGGGCGCGGUUGCCGAUUUGCUACUUCCGGACGGCAAUCAAGAGCUUGGGCACCAGCAUGAGCCAGAGCCUUUUCUGUUUGCCGACUGGAAGGGCUCUUGGGGAAGUGGAGAUGAGUUUCCUUUGACAGCGCUCUACUACAACGAAAAUGAUCAGCAGGAGACUUUGCCAAUGACUGGCCACGAGUUGAGAAUGCUGCUGGACAGCGCAACACCAUUCAACACAGAGCGAUUUUUCCCUAUAUGGAAGCUACUUUUCCACGAUAGUAGGGACCCGGUCACCGCUUCACUUCAGAAACCGAUGCUAGCAAGGCUGGAGAAAUUGAACAAAACGAGGGAGGAUCUUCUGCGGGACUGGGUAUCGAUUGUCUAUAAGGAGCUGAUAUACGACUCCUUCGGCAAUUUGCCUGCUCUGAGAAAGGGGGUGAUACCAGACCUCGAAGACCUGAAAAUUGAGGUUAUUGUUCCAGUACCACCGGGACGCUCAACAAUUGCACAUGAAAUGGUGCGGAAUGCUUUAGUCCAAGGUCCCAUAACGUCAGAGCAGGUGUUUUUGGUUUCGGAGCCAGAGUGUUCGUUCGGAUGGUGGUGUCACAUAGAAGCCGAGAAGGGGCAGCAUGAGUGGAAGAUCGGCACAAGGUACAUAGUUCUUGAUGCUGGCGGCGGUACUGCGUGUACGGUCACCUACAAGUUGACAGGUAUCAAUCCGCCAAGAUUUAAACAGGAGUUUGAAAGUGAAAGUAUGAUCUGUGGCGCAGAAACCAUUUCUGAAAACUUUAGAAGGCUUCUGGAUGCUAAAGUUCCAGAAGGAAUAGCACACCGACCAUGGGCGAUACAACACGCUCUGAAUUCGUUCAACAAAGGGUACAAAAAUUAUUUCGGAAUCUCGAAAGACCCGCGGCCAUUUUGCAUUUUAAUACCAGGUCUGGUGAAUGAGUUGACAAUCAAUCAUGAAGAUAUCGUGCAGUGUUUCGCCAAGCCUCUGGAGAGAUUGGUAAUUGCAGUCAAAAGACAGAUGAAUCGAGAUAGAGAAUCCGUUCCUGAUUAUUUGAUAAUGGGUGGAGGUAUGUGCCUCAACACAUAUAUCUCCGAAGCACUGCGGAAGGAGUUUAGGCAACUAAAAGUAUGUCAACUACGCCAUAACAAAGCACAUAUCGUAAAAGGCGCCGUCUGGCUAAGGUCCCAGCAAGAUUUUAUCACCCGCCGCCCUUUGAAGUAUACGAUUGGUGUAGUCACCUCGAAGGAGGUUGAUUUCUCGGUCAGGCGCUUCAGCGGCAAAGGAUAUAGAAGUGAAGACACGUGGAAAAAUCAGAGAGACGGCAAACACUAUAUAUCUGUGGUCUACUUCUUGGCCAAGAAGGGUCAGCUAGUCGACUCCAGUUACAAAGUCACAUCCGAGGGGUUUAAGGACGCCCGCUUACGGUACUCCACGUCCGCGUUACUCCAAGAUCUAAGUUUUGAAGAUGUGGUAUACACCAUAAACUAUACGCCUGACCAAGACGAGAAAUUUGUGUUCGUGCGUCAAGAUGGGCGACUGGUCAAUAUACAUGGAGCAUUGAUUCGUGACCCUGAAAAAUCGGACAGAAUCCGGUGGAAUGCAAUGGAUAGUGGCAUCGACCUGAGAGAGUUGAAACAAAAGAGGUUUCGCGAAUCGACGCCAUCUUACAUGAUAAAAUAUACAAUACACGCCGAAAUGACAGACGUGGAUUGCAAGUAUUGCGUCAUGAUAUUUUCCAUAAGUGGACAACAACACGGCUUCUGCGGUGAUCUCCAGGUAAAAUCAAUCACAGACAUCCAACAAAUUUCAGAGAACUUAUCUCAAAGCUUUGCUUUUGGACAGCGAGAAGUUGCACCUGCACGGGCAAGUAAACAAACUCCUACGGGUGCUUCCGAAAGACCUACAAAGAAGGUAACACGUUCGAGUGUUCGAGCAUCCAAUCUUCAACAGAUCUCCAAAGCGGCCAAUGCUAUGAUUGGUGAAAGAAACUAACCAUCUACAUGCCCAACAAAUACGGCAGAGAAAACCUCCAAGGAGGCUCGAGGUGAGAGGGCCUUAAUGGUGUCUCUCAUGUCAGAAAGCAUCCGUUGCCCAGCGACCUCUUAGCUACACGCUGUCGCCCCGCUGAACGAAUAUGCUUCCAACGACCAGCAAUAUCCCUGGCUCCACUGCCUGGAUUUCAUCUCCUUCGAUUCUAGUUGCAACAUUUCCGAAACCACUCGCCCAGAUUUUUGUUAUUUUGUGUUUAUGGUUGGCAAUUUGUUUGGCAUGUGCUAGUUAGAUACCCCAAAAGCAUUGAGAGGCGCAAAGAAUGUAAAAUAUGUGCAGAAGAUAGUAGACAACGGAUGGAUGAAUCAACUCCAACACAUUGGAAAUUAUCAUUUCUCAUGCAUCCUCACGGUGACGUAUUCUUCGUGCAAGUACAGUCCGAUAUCGUAUUUGUGUGAGAGAUAUGUGGAAGCUCGUCAUCUCGAGUAUCAUGGAGAUUCCCUAAUCUAAAUGCCGA
Messenger RNA from Botrytis cinerea B05.10, 2895 nucleotides. RefSeq lists its product as hypothetical. The coding region runs from base 306 to 2381 and encodes 691 amino acids. The transcript has 4 exons. The record is from RefSeq and is a predicted model, not a curated record. NCBI's taxonomy places the organism in Eukaryota, Fungi, Ascomycota, Leotiomycetes, Helotiales, Sclerotiniaceae.